Molecule: messenger RNA, 2093 nt
Organism: Drosophila arizonae
Lineage: Eukaryota; Metazoa; Arthropoda; Insecta; Diptera; Drosophilidae
Source: RefSeq, a predicted model, not a curated record
CUAGUUAUUUAAUAUAAAAACACAAAAAAUACAUACUUAAACAUUUUUGAUCGUUGCCCAAUUAAAAUAAUUCAUACAUCCAUACAUAUAACAAUUACACAUCUGACACGAAACAUUUGAUGAGUUCUGAGAAUGGGGAUUAUCAGCCAAAAAGAAUUUGUAUCCAAAGAUUCACUCACUCAAUUUUAAGAGUUUUUAAGACUAGACAGUCUAAUUACAGUUUGGAUUAUUACAUUUCAAGUCGUCAGUUAUUAAAUAAACUAAAUGACUUAAAAUACACAAUUAAUUUAAGAUUGUCUGAACAUACAUAUCUCUCUGAUCUAUAAUUAUGUCAUCUGAAAAGACCUGCGAUGGCAGAGCGGGUAUUACAUGGCUUGGUUUUCAACGCCGACAAACAGUCUCAAGGUAUCCCUAUAACUUUAUAACGGCUGUACAUAAUAAAAUCAAAGUAGCGGUUAUGAAUUCAAAGGCUUUCAAUGGUCAAAGAACAAGAGCUAAUAAGGAAUGUGAAUGCAUAAAUCUAUUUAAAGGAUAUUCUAAUAAAUCUAUACAGACAGAUAAUUAUAGUAAGAAGAUUAAAUGCAAUGAUCAAGUUGGUACUGCGAGUUCGGAGGAAAAGACUCUUAAACAAAACAUUUUGAAUAAUAAAUUAGUCAGGCAUACGAAAACAAAGAGAAGGAAGAAGAUAUUUAACAAUUUAAUAAAAUCGCAUAUCGAAAAUUUACUCAAACUUUUGAAAGUGCGGGAGAAAUUACUUAUAGAUCGUACAACAUAUUUAGUUUCAUUGUUUGAGCUGCAAAAGGAGCGGCUGAAGGCGAAAGGAUAUCUCAAGGAAUAUUCGAAAGUGAACAAAAUGCAGGAAAGACUUCUGAAUCAAAUGAGGGAAGAACGACUAUAUCUAAAAAGAUUACUAAAUUUCACUGGACAUAAGGAACUUUUAUUUUCUACAAAAACAUUAGGAAAACUGACGAGUCAGUCAACUCUAAAAAGUUCGACGACAAAGCAGGAACUUUGCCGUACACAAAAUAGACCUAUGUUUAGAGCCUUCUAUAGUAAAACUUUGCCCAAUUUUCAGACUGGAUCAAAUCUUUGUUGUUUUGAUUCAAAAGGUAACUUAUUUAUCUUAUCCAAAGGCAGGAAAGCAUUAGGUCUUCCAGUCAAUGAUGUUCGUCGCGCUGUAGCACAGCUAAUUGAGUUCUGUAGCCCAUAUAUAAAGCAGAAUUUAUUUGAUCAGCUCAAGAGAUGUGAAACAAAAACUAAUUUGCCUAUGCUUCAAGCUGAUUUACAAUUAAAAGAUGAAAACGUCGUUGCUAAACCUAAUGAAGAUCUUGAGUUACCUCCUAAAAAAUCCUUUUUGAAGGAAUUUAAUGCAAUUUGGAAGGCCAUUUGUGACACACAGGAAGCUGCGUUAGAGGACUUCACAUAUUAUACGACAUUUUUGAAUGAAUUAUUUAAUGAAGACUUUGUAGAGAGAAGCCAAUCAAAUAUGCUGAAAAUGAAGGGCGAGGAUUGGCCGUUGAAAAGUGUAUUUGCAGCAAGAAUUAUGGCAAUUCUUAUAGAUAAAAUAAUCUUCAAGACCAAAAACUUAGACCAGGUAUGCGUUUGCGAAAUUCUAAAGUCGCAUCUGAGCUGCAUUUUAGGUGCAAUCAAAAUGUUGAGCAAUGAUCUAUUUGAGUUUAUUUUAUCCACGGAUUAUUUAAAUUUUUACACGCGUCUAAUCAUGGAUUUGACUGUUGACAUAAUACGAGAAUAUUGCGAAUUUGCCCAGGAAGAUAUUACGCAAAUGGGCUGCUCGUUGAAAUUAUCAAAAAUUCUGGCGGCUUUACUCGUCCGGCAUUCAAGUCAGCCCAGAAUACAAAAUGCUCAGUUUUAUACAAUUGAUAAAUUUAAAAUGGAAAAUUCUUGUGAGAAUCUCGACAAAAUUGUAAUUAACGAUAUGUAUAAAUCUGACGUCAACUGGCCAAGCUAUCAAUGCAAAGAGCCCGAGCUACUUAAGCUAUUGAUUAACGAAUUAGUAAUUUUGCAUCUAAAUGAAAUUAUUCAAUGUGUCUUUAGUAAAAGAAUGAUAAUAUAAAUAAUUAAUUUUCCUUUUG